AUGCUCCGUGGUUCCGCGGCCCUGGAUUCCUCUACCAGCCGGAGGAUUGUUGGCCGAAGCAGGGCAGCAUCGCACCAAACGUUCCCGGAGAGGUGUGUCCAGUUCCACGAUAUCGCCAUCACCAUGUCGAUAGUAGAUCUGCAACGAUUUUCUAAGUGGAGGGUAUUACUGCGGACGGUGGCAUGCGUCUAUCGGUUCGCGUCGAACUGUCGAAGGAAAAAAGAUGGAUUCAAGAUCGAAGCAGUUCCAACUACAGAAGCGGUGAAGAAGGCGGUUAUAAAAACUGUACGAUCGACGACGGUACCGUUGAAACGUGAAGAGUACCAGAAGGCGGAGGCGUACCUCUGGCGGUCAGCCCAGGCCGAUUGUUUUGGCGACGAAAUCAGGACGAUCAAAAAGAACCGGCAGCUACCGUUACAGCAGCAGCAGCAAUUAGAGAAGAGUAGCAGUUUGUACAACCUGAGUCCGUUCCUAGACACUGAGGACGUACUGCGAAUGGAAGGUAGAGCAGCGCAAGGUUCGUCGCUGCCGUUCGAGCUUCGAUUCCCAAUAAUUCUACCGAAACAGCAUCUGGUGACUGACAAGCUGCUAGAAUACUACCAUCACCGAGUAGCACAUGGAAACGUGGAGUCUGCCGUCAACGAAAUCCGGCAAAGAUUCAGCAUUCAGAACCUGCGAGCAGAGUUGAAGCGGAUCGGGAAGUCUUGCAUGUGGUGCAAGGUGAAGAAAUGCCGAGCGAGGACACCGAGAAUGGCUCCAUUGCCGGAGUCGCGCGUCACGCCGGGACUACCACCGUUCAGCCACACCGGCGUGGACUUCUGCGGCCCAGUCACAGUUACAGUCGGUCGAAGAUCGGAGAAGCGGUACAUCUGUUUGUUUACCUGCAUGACUACGAGAGCUGUCCACCUUGAAGUCGCUCACAGCCUGACGACUCAAGCGUGCUUGAUGGCCAUUCGAAGGUUCGUGUGCCGCCGAGGAAAACCGUUGGAAUUCUACUCCGACAACGGCACGAACUUUCAAGCUGCAAGCAAGGCGAUUAACCCGCUGGAACUUCAACCCCCCCAGCGCACCUCACAUGGGUGGUGUCUGGGAGCGAUUGGUCCGCUCCUGAAGGCAGCAUUAACCGUGCUAAACGACGGGAGAACAAUAACCGACGAAGUGUUGCUGACGACGAUUGCGGAGGCUGAAGACCUAAUUAAUUCCCGGCCGUUGACAUACGUCGGCCUGGAACCGGGAACAGAAGAAGCGUUGACGCCAAAUCAUUUUGUUCGUGGCGUCGGUACGAUCGGUGAGGAACAUCCUGUUCCACCUACGAGCGAAGCCGAAGCACUUCGAGACCGCUACAAGCGGUCACAGCGUUUGGCGGACAAACUAUGGGCUCGGUGGGUGUUCGAGUAUUUGCCGUCGAUAAAUCAUCGGGCUAAGUGGCAUACUGACGUGCCACCAAUAGCAAGCGGUGAUCUGGUGUACAUCGCGGACGACGCAGUGCGGAAGAGCUGGAUCCGCGGCAUCGUGCUAGAUGUCUACCCGGGGCGGACGGCCGAAUUCGACAAGCGACGGUACAGACGGAUAAGGGUGGAAUCUACUCAGUUCGAGAGUGGAAUCCUGCUCAGUUCCGAGUGGAAUCCUGCGAUUCCGGUGAGACCCCGUUCGAGGGAAUCUGCUCAGUUCGGUGAAUCUUCGGAUUCGAGUGGAAUCUAUCGUCGUGAUCCUGAUUCGAGUGAUCCUGCUCAGUUCGAGUGGAAUCCUGCUCCGAUUCCGGUGAAUCUGCCACCCCUCGCCAACCGACAUCGACUUGACAUUGCCAUCACCGAACCAACGACGACGACUACCAACAAUACCAAGCAACGAGCACUAAUCGCCACUAAUUACUAA
Molecule: messenger RNA, 1875 nt
Organism: Armigeres subalbatus
Lineage: Eukaryota; Metazoa; Arthropoda; Insecta; Diptera; Culicidae
Exons: 4
Coding region: 1-1875 (624 amino acids)
Molecular function (GO): nucleic acid binding
Source: RefSeq, a predicted model, not a curated record